GAGGGAGAAAAGAGAGAAGAAAAGAAAAGAAAAGAAAAGAAAAGAAAAGGGGUUAGGUUAACUGGUUAAGGCUGAAUGGGGAGAAAUGGGGAAGCAAGUGGAGGAGGUCGAAGGGUGAUGAUAACCGGAGUAAGCAAAGGUCUUGGAAGAGCCUUGGCGAUUGAAUUGGCGAAUCGAGGUCACACUGUCAUCGGAUGUUCCCGUUCUGAGGAUAUGCUCUCUUCUCUUCAAUCCCAACUCUCUCCCUCUAAUCCCAAUCACUUGUUCCUCAACGUCGAUGUCAAAUCCAACGACAGUGUUGAAGAUCUCGCACGAAUUGUAAAAGAGAAGAAGAUUGUUCCAGAUGUCAUCGUCAACGGUGCAGGAACCAUAAACAAGAACAACAAUCUAUGGGAAGUUCCGGUGGCGGAGUUUGAUUCGGUGAUGGAUACCAAUGUCAAAGGGACUGCCAAUGUGUUGCGACACUUUAUCCCUCUCAUGCUUGCAAACAAGCAAGGUGUCAUUGUCAACAUGUCUUCUGGAUGGGGAAGGUCUGGUGCAGCACUGGUUGCUCCUUACUGUGCAUCAAAAUGGGCGAUUGAAGGAUUGACCAGAUCGGUCGCAAAAGAGUUGCCGGAAGGAAUGGCAAUUGUGGCUCUUAAUCCAGGUGUCAUCAACACUGAUAUGCUUGCUUCCUGUUUUGGUGCUUCUGCUGCACACUAUCAAUCACCUGAAUCAUGGGCUUUGAAGGCGGCAACCAUGAUCCUCAAUCUCACACCAGCUGACAAUGGUGCAUCUCUCACUGUCUGAGAAUAUACACAGGACGUGACCAACCAACCUCUCCAUUCCAAUCAACCAAUUUUUUUAAUUCUAUCAAUGAUUGAGUAUUGUCAUUAGUGAGAUAUAUGAUAUGAUUGUAAUUUAAUUAGUAUUCACUCAGUUACAGUUUUGUAGACUGCACACAACAACUCCAACCCCCAUCUAGCUGAGCUUCAAGUUUGCUCAUAGCUCUUACAAGUGUUAAUUUGCUCACUAUUGAUGUAGGACAUGAUUUGUCUCCUUUGCAGGCUGAGCCUAUUGCUUAGUUUUAUCCAGGGCUUCUCCCCAACAUGUAACUAUAAAAAAAAAAAAAACUAAUUUUUUUGGAUA
Lotus japonicus is the source of this 1128-nucleotide messenger RNA. RefSeq names its product NADPH-dependent pterin aldehyde reductase. Gene Ontology annotation, biological process: folic acid-containing compound metabolic process. Gene Ontology annotation, cellular component: cytosol. Gene Ontology annotation, molecular function: oxidoreductase activity, acting on the CH-OH group of donors, NAD or NADP as acceptor. Lineage: Eukaryota; Viridiplantae; Streptophyta; Magnoliopsida; Fabales; Fabaceae. The coding region runs from base 76 to 789 and encodes 237 amino acids. The record is from RefSeq and is a predicted model, not a curated record. The transcript has 2 exons.